Molecule: messenger RNA, 1712 nt
Organism: Ciona intestinalis (vase tunicate)
Lineage: Eukaryota; Metazoa; Chordata; Ascidiacea; Phlebobranchia; Cionidae
Source: RefSeq, a predicted model, not a curated record
UCUCCCCUUCGAUAUAUCUUGCAUACUUUUAGUUCAAGAACCUGUGAACAGACAAUCUGGUGUUUUCAGGAAUUGAAUUCAAAAUUUGAAUAUGUCAUAGAAUCAAGUGAAUAUUUAAAUUUAAAAAUGUUCGGACGAGUAUUUCUGAAUUUACUUACAAUUCUCUGCAUGUUUUCGAUGCCCAUUUAUGGAGAUGAAGAAUUGGUUUUCUCUAAUCUGCUGUGGAGGCAUGGUGCAAGAAGUGCAAUACAUUCAUACAAGAACGAUCCAUUUAAUCAAACUAUGUGGCCUCAAGGAUUUGGACAACUAACACAAAUUGGGAUGCAUCAACAUUAUGAACUUGGGUCAUACUUGAAGCAAAGAUAUAAUACAUUGCUUAGUAGACGAUACAACAGAAGUGAGAUUUACAUCCGAAGUACAGAUUUUGAUCGAACACUUAUGAGUGCUGAAUCAAACAUGGCUGGUUUGUUUCCACCAGAAGGAAAACAAAAGUGGAAUGGUACAAACACAUCAUGGCAGCCUGUACCAAUACAUACCGUGCCAAAAAUCUUGGAUUCUUUACUGUUGGCCCCGAUCAUUACUUGCCCAAAGUUGCAACAACUUCAUGAGAAAACGUAUUCCUCUUUGGAAUAUAUUGAACUACAGAAUAAAUACACAGAAUUUUUAAAAAAUAUCUCAUUCUGGUCGGGUAAUGACAAUGUCAACUUAACAAGUUCUUGGAAUGUUCUAGAUACCCUGAUAACAGAGAAAACACAGGGAAAGACCCUUCCUUUAUGGGCGAGUGAUGCAGUAAUGGACAAACUGCACGAGAUUGCUGCUUUGGACAUUUUAAUCAGGUUCAGUGGUAUGAAUUCAAAAUACAGGGAAGAUAUUGGAAGAAUUGUAGCUGGUAAUCUGAUCAAACAAAUUGUUACAAAUAUUAACAAUAGUAUCAAUGGUUCUGAAAGUUAUAAAGUGAUCGCAUAUUCUGCGCAUGACACAACCAUUGGUUCAUUAUUGGUUGCCUUGGAUAGCUUCAAUAAUCGACUUCCACCAUUUGCUGCUUGUGUUAUGAUAGAAGUUUAUAAAGAUAAAUCAUCUUCCCCACCAGAAUACAUUGUACGAAGUUAUUACAGAAAUUCGACCGGUGAUCCAAUAAAACUUAACAUACUUGACUGUGGAUUCAAUUGUUCAUUGAAUGAAUUCGUCACAAAAUCACAGAAGAUGUUUCCUCGUGGCCCCGCACAAGAUUGUGGAAAAAUACCAACAACUGGUGAAGAUUUCUUUGCUUCACAUUUACAGUUGAUCUUCAUAAUAUUGACUUGUCUAUUGGUGGUAACGUGGUUACUUAUCAUCAUUGUUUGUUGCAAGAAAAAAUGUAAAUCUAAAAACCUGAAGAUGCGAGAAGUUGCUUACCAACCUGUUCCUUCAUUCGACGAACAUCUUAUCUCAUGAUAUUUCAAAUCAAGAAAAGUUCUAUUUGUCAACUUUGUUCUUUAAAUAUUGCUUGGUGUUUGCACAUAAUGCUACCUAUGUUUUAGUCAGUGUUUUUGAGAUUACAUUAAACUGUUUUUUGAUUAUUGUGAAUUUUACCAGGAAAAAAAAAAUUAUUAAAAAAAAGUGCAUUUGUGUAUAUGAGAAAACUAUAAUAAAAGAUUUGUGCAAUUAAAACAUUAAAUGAAUUAUGUUUGUUUCUUUUACAAUGGCAAUAAUGCAACUUUUCACAAAAUACG